Molecule: messenger RNA, 11067 nt
Organism: Pseudophryne corroboree (corroboree frog)
Lineage: Eukaryota; Metazoa; Chordata; Amphibia; Anura; Myobatrachidae
Gene: SCARF2
Product: scavenger receptor class F member 2
Exons: 11
Coding region: 416-3424 (1002 amino acids)
Biological process (GO): heterophilic cell-cell adhesion
Cellular component (GO): focal adhesion
Molecular function (GO): scavenger receptor activity
Source: RefSeq, a predicted model, not a curated record
UUCAAGCUGCCUGGCAGUCAGACUAACUGAGCUUCAUUUCCGUUUGCAGAAAGUGCUGGGACUGUGAGCUGCUGCUGCUGCUGCACAAUAACAACACGUUUAUUUCUCAUCCCUGUGCCUCAGCUUCCAGGGGGUGACAGAGAUCCUGCGAGAGGGCUUCCCAUGCACACUCCAUCUCUUCUCAGUCAGGAAAAGUUUUCCCCGCUCGCUGGACGAACCAUCUGGAAGUGGGACGUUUGUGUCUGAUGAGACCUCGUGGAUGUAACACUAGUGGAGCCUUUCUCUGCUUGUUGCCAAGUUUGGAGCCGUUGAUGCCCCCUUCCCCUGCUGCUGAGAUGUUCCUGUCUGUCUCUGGGGCUCUCUGAAACUUUUUUCUUCUGGUUGUACUGCUCUUAUUUAUAAGGAGGUUGUAGGGAUGGAGAUUGAGCAAUCGGCUUCUCUGGGUCGGAUGGGGAUGAGGAAAACAGAACAGCUCAGUGGAGUGGGGGGGAUAUGUACUCUGCUCAUUCCGAAACUCAUGGGGACAGUGACACCCUGGUCUCACGUCUUCUUUGUGGUGAUGCUAAUGCUCUGCUGUGUGACUUAUGGAAGUGGCCAGGACCUGAAUCCUAGAGGAAGGAAUGUAUGCAAAUCCCAAGGCUCUUCAAGUCUUGCAUGCUGCCCAGGAUGGCGACAGCAAGGAGAGGAGUGCCUACUAGCUGUAUGUGAAGGCAACUUCACCUGUAAAGAGAAUGAGGUCUGUGUGCGGCCGAAUGAAUGCCGCUGUCGUCAUGGAUACUUUGGUGCAAAUUGUGAAACAAAAUGUCCCAGACAGUUCUGGGGCCCAGACUGUAAAGAAAAAUGUGCCUGCCAUCCUCAUGGACAAUGCGAUGAUGUCAUUGGACAGUGCACAUGCAAUGCAAAUCGAUGGGGGACGAACUGCGAGAAUGCCUGUCUCUGUAAGCAUGGCAAAUGUGAUCAAGAGACUGGAAAGUGUACCUGUGAACCCAACUGGUGGGGACCUCAAUGUUCAAAUGCUUGCUACUGUAGCACCAACUCACAGUGUGACCAAGCCACUGGCUGGUGCAAUUGUCAGCAAGGCUGGUGGGCGCGGAGCUGUAACAACCAGUGCUCUUGCAAUAAUUCUCCAUGUGAUCAAAUAACCGGACGCUGCCUGUGCAGGGACCGCUUAUGGGGCCCUCGAUGUGAAAGAGUAUGCCAAUGUUUUAAAGGGAAAUGCAAUCCAGUGGAUGGAUCCUGCACUUGUGAGCCUGGCUACAGGGGCAAAUUUUGUCGGGAACCUUGUCCUGCUGGACUUUAUGGGCAGGGCUGUAAGAAACGGUGUGGUCAGUGUAAGGAGCAGCAGCCUUGUACCGUGGCAGAUGGCAGGUGCAUUGCAUGUGAAUCUGGCUGGAAUGGAAUAAAGUGUGAUCAGGUUUGCACUCAUGGUUUUUACGGUGACGCAUGUGAGAAAAUAUGUCCUCCGUGCAAAGAUGGACACACUUGUAACCACAUAAAUGGGAAGUGCUCACACUGCAAUCCUGGCUGGAUUGGGGAUCGGUGUGAAACAAAAUGUCGCAAUGGCACAUAUGGUGAGAACUGCGCCUUUGUCUGCACUGACUGUUACAAUGGAGAGUGCCAUUUUGAGACUGGAAAGUGUCUCUGCAGUGCAGGUUCCUAUGGACCAUACUGCAACCUAACAUGUCCAGCCGGCCAAUUUGGGAUUAAUUGUGACCUGUACUGUAGCUGUUAUGAUGACAAGUGUGAUCCCAUGACUGGAGCCUGCCACAUGGAAGCCAAUCAACGAAUGGGAGUAAUUGGAGCAGGAGCUCUUGUGGUGUUAUUGCUUAUCCUGCUGCUGUCAUUACUCUGUUGCUGCUGUCUCUGCCGCAAGAAGGACGAAUCAGCUGAUGGAAACCAGAAACAGGUAACAAACAAGAAACCCCCUCGACGCUUCUGUGGAUGUUUUAGCCGAAUCAGCAUGAAGUUGCCUCGAAUUCCCUUGCGCAGACAGAAGCUGCCAAAAGUUGUUGUGGCUCAUCACGACAUGGAGAAUACUUUCAAUUGCAGCUUCAUUGAACCACCAUCUGUUGUUGAACAACCAUCACCAUCAUGGUCAUCCCGUGGUUCAUUUUCAUCCUUUGAUACCACUGACGAUGGACCAGUAUACUGCGUGCCUCAUGAGGAAUCGGUGGCAGACUGUAAAGAGAAGGGAAAUGCCAGUGUCCUGGAAAAAUUGACACCACUAAUUAAUGAAGAAGAAGCUGGGGAAUAUACCUACUUGAAAGAUUCUGGAUCACCUAAGUCAUCCCAAGUUGACAACAGUGAAACUCCACUACUCAAAUCAUCAGAUAGUGAAAGAUCAUCUUGUGGAUCUGGCUCAACUGGUGGGGCUUUAUAUGCAAAGGUUGCAAGGCUAUCUAAACAGUCUAAAGAUGAAGAUGACCCUAGCAUGGAUAAUAGAAGUGCUACAAUUGGUGGAAAACCACCAUCUCCAGAAAGAACAAAACCUCCUCCACCUGACCCAUCUACAAAGCCCAAAGUAUCUUGGAUUCAUGGCAAGUAUAAUUCAAAUAACUCUUACUCACUACCAGCAUUUAAUAAGUCACCAGAUAAAUCAACCAAUAAUUGUGACCAAUUAGAACAAAAUUCAAGUGUUAGAGAUCACCAUAGGAAGAGAACUCCCAGUGACACAAGCCCUGCUGGACAAGGCAAAAAUGAAGAAAAAGUUAUCAUGAGGAAUAAGGACAAGGGGCAAAAGUACUUGAAGGAUAUAAACAGCGCAGAAAGCAAACCUUCUGAAGUAGCCCAGUCUCCAUCCAAAUCAAAGCACCGAAACAAAAGCCAUGAUCACAUAGAGAGUAUUAAUGGGACAGUACAAAAUGCCCUGAAAAGAAUAGGAAAUCUACAUAUUGAUAAAAAAAAUGGUGAUGGUAAAGACGCUCCUAGGAGUCCAGAUAACAGCAAGUCUCGGACUGAGGUACUUCAUCCACAUAUGUCAUCAGAGGCAGCUUCAUUACUGGCUGCCCAACUAAAAGAAAAAACUCAAAGUCUGAACAGGGUGGAUGCCAACACCAACCAAAAUGGCAUUGGCCCACUUAAAACACAAAAAGAGAAACCUACUCCUCCUCAAAAAGCCAAGCGUUCUGCAGCAGCCAUUAACCAGAAGUCCAGCAAAGCAAUUCUACCAACAACCACCAAUCUGCAAAAAAUGAUUAGUCCAGUUUCAGAGAUCGUUCCAGCCACAGGAAAUCCAGUUGAAAAACAAAAUUCUAACAGCAGUCAGGAUCAGGCUGCAAAUGUAAAGCAAGAAACCGGAGAAACAGCAGUUAAGAAAACACCUAUUAAAAAGCCUCCUAGGAAGAAAAGCAAAGAUGCAACCUUGGACACUGAUGGCAAAGUGCAACCAAAAAUGGCCAUAAUGCCACCACAGUCAGUAAAAUAAUGGUGGCACAUUUGCACAUUGUGAUCUCUCCAAAUGGGGCAUUAUGAUGGAUUCUGUUGACUUUUGCAAUAUACUCUGAUGUAUUUUGCUGUAGCCAUAUUUUGAGCCAAAGAAAACUGCGACUGCCCUUGGGGCAUGAGGAUGGAUAUAGGUGGAAUCAAUGGAGACACGUAUGGCCUGAUGUACUUAAUCUUAUACAGAAUAUAUCCAGAACACAACAUGUGUCACUAUAUGUGGUUUUCUAGUGCCUCUGAAUUGUCUUGGAAGAACAGGCCAGGCUUAACUGAGGAAAGGGUGAUCUUAAAAGAACAUUUCUGAUAACUCUUGAUACUAUAACUGAGGAAUGUGGUAAUAGAGACAACAGCUAUGGCGCCUUCAUAGCAUGUGUUUGUCAUGUAAACCUAACUUUUCACUAUUGUUAGUUUUUAUUUAGCAUAAUUAGCUACUGCCAAUUCUUGCCUUUUUUUAUCUAGACGCUUCACAAUACUUCAUUGUUUGAAGGAGCCAAGCAACUAAGUUAUUUAAACAAAUGCUUAUUAUUGCAUUCCGCUAAAAAGUGGGAAGUCUGGAGGAUCUUUUUCUGAUUGGAUCGUAAACACCUGUGACUCAACAGCAUAUCUUAUUUGGCCAUAGAACUGUACCAUUGUGUAUGGCGUUCAACUUUUACAACUGUCUCAUAAAGUGCAUAAGCAGUGCUUAUUUUAAUAUAAAAUAUUUUAUGAAUCUGUCCUAGUUAUGCAGUAAUGGAUAAGCUAGCUUUUUAAGCUGUUUUAUUUAGUUUUUGUUUGGAUAUUUUGUACCAGUUAGUAUUACCAUGGUGAAAUUCGCCUGGCUACAAAUGCAUCAUCUCGCUACUUAGAUAUAAAAUUUCACUAAACAGUAAACAUUGUUAAUGUGUGCCCAUCACAAUAGGGCUUAUGCUGAGUUUGGCAUAUGACUAUUUGCUUAAUGUAAAAUACCCAAAUUUGUACUGCGCAUGCCCACAGAAACAGGCUAAUAACCUACUUCCAUAUGCAGAUUUGAGGGUUGCACCUUGGAGAGGAAAGGGGGGAGGUGUACACAGUCAGAUAGAGUAGAGAAAGGGGCACGUUUGUGUAAUUGUGAACUCGGGCAGACCCACAUGGAGACGCUCUUGACUGGCGUAUGAGAGUCUUCAUGUUUCCUUUUUAGUGAAAUUUUAAUUUUAAGAAUCUUUUAUAUUUGAUGGGUUGAUUAAAAGCAGGUGAAAUGUAGUCUUGAAGUCAGCCAGCCAUAGAACCUGUGUAAUUAAUAUGUGCCCAGAAUUAAAGGGAUGAGGUGGCAACCCUACGUGUGGGUGCCUGAGGGCUGGUGCAGAUACAGGUUAAUGAUGAUGACAGUCACCAGCACUUGCUAGUCCCUACUGAUUGACUGAUUGCAGAUUCUCCUCUAAAACUGUAUAGGGGAGUCACACCAACUGUCACCCCAAACUGACUCACUGGCAGUUGGUGUGGCUUCUCUAUUUGAAAUUUGAACUGCGCUACAGCCCCACCUCUGGAGCCACCACUGUUUGAUCCUUCAUUGAUCCUGGAUAUAUACUAUGAUUUUGUGGGCAUUUUUUAUAUUGAACUUUUUGCUACUGUAUUUUACAGUAAUUCAUACACGCGGAAGAACAUUAAUAUCAAAUUAUAUCAAAUAUAAAGGAUUCUUAAAAUUGAAAUCGAAACUAACAGCAAAUGUGUUUUUCAUUUUUCAUAUCAAUGUGACCUUUUCUUGCGCUUUUGACCUUGAUGGGUGUAAGUAGGCUUUGCCAUUAUGCAAACCAUAUAUGACUGGUGCAAAGCUAGAUACAUUUGCGAUGCUUCUGAAUCAGCAUACAGAUUAUUUUUAUAUGCAAUUUUUUAGAUCUUAUUAAUAUUAUUUACUAAUAUGCCUUCAGUUGAGCCCAAUGAAGGCAGACAUAUUAUCAGAGCUAAUAUUUAUGACCAUUCUGCCUAUAGAUUCACAAAGGACUAGUGACAUCACAGAGACUCUUUCUUAACUCCUAGUGAGUAGGCAAACUAUAUUCUGAGGAAUGUUGCUUAAGCCCAAAAAAGGGGAUUAGGGGAUAGGUGCACAUUAAAUAGUGGUACUUUUAGCAAAACGUAAUGUCUAAGCGAUAUUUCAAAGCGUGUUUCUCUUACAUGCAUAACAUUGGCUUUUCCCAUGUUGUUGAAAUAAAAUUAAGUGGGAUUCUUAAACCUCUACAAUAUGUGGGCAUGAAAGGGAAGAAGUCACGCUUCACUGCAAAUACCUAUGAUAAGUAUAAUAACUUAAGUGUGAUAAGUGACAGCAGUCAUACAAUUAAAUGGUAGUGUUCUCAUGAUAAGUUGUAAGCAAUAACAACUUUUAAGACCUUGAGGCUCAUGUACUUUAGUUUAGCACUUACUGCUUUAUUAAACCCCUUUCACACAAAAAAAAACUAAGGUCCAACCUGGGUUAUUGAACACGAUUUCAAGCCAUGUCAUAGCUGUUUGGAACCAUGUCGCACUGCAGGUUGGACCAGGGUUAUUGCCGACUUGGGUUCCUUUGAAUCAUCUCCAGGCACCUGUGAUCUGGCUCUCUGCUAUCUUUUAGUGCAACCUGGUUCAGAUAAUCCACAUCGCACUUUCACACUACAGACUACCUGCUUCGGUCCCAAAUUCGUCCCUAGAUCAAAUUCCCAGUGCACCAAAUCCGGAUAGUCCCUUUCACACCAAACCAGGAUCCAGGGUUGCCCCAGCAAUAUUCCGGGUGAGAGGCUCGGUGUGAAAGGGGAAUUAAUUAACAACUCGUACAAAUUAAUUGUAUGCACUUUCCAACUCAAACUUUCAUAAUCUCUAAUGAUGAAUAAGAGGAGAAGUAGCAUUAAUGGAUUCAAACACAUAGCAUUGUUUGUUAUUAACAAUAAAAGAUUGGUUUAAAAGUAGUUACAAAUUGGAAUUGCAGAUGAAUGCCUUUGUUAGCGCUUGAGUUAUUUAAUAUUACGAAUUGAUGGCUACAUUUGGCCUUGAAAGCUGCAGAUCGAUCACUAACUGGUAGUCCCCAAAAAACACUCUAUGACCCGGUGCCCUUGAUUGAAUUGACCUGCAUGUGUACAGUAAAACAUAAAAGGGACAUAAUAUUAAUAUGUAUAACAAUGCUAAAAUAGUUAAAAUAUACCUUUUUCUUACACUGUAAACUUGUUUUUAUUCUGGCUGUACGUUCAUCGGGUAUAGCGUUUAGACUUUAGACUUGAUCAUCUGUUUGAUGGUAUACUUAUGGCUGCAAAAGCUGUAGAUGCAGAAUCAUUUUACAGCUGGGCCAGUCUCUGGAGUCUAUUUAAAAAAUCUUAAAUCUAUUUCUGUCAGUGUGUAUACUUUUUGACUGCCGAUACACUAUUAUUUUUGUACCAGUUCCCACACAGGGAAACAAACAUGUACUGUAGACAUAUGUAUACAUUUCUCCAACAUUAAACUUAAAUAGGCUGAGAAUGAACUAAAGAUAGAUUCUUGUCAAACAUGAUGCGAAAAACCUAGAUUUUGUUUUUAAUGAUAUACAUAUACACACAUAUAUAUAUCAGAAGGCUUUUUUCCACACUGCUGAUAUCCAUAUGUUAGUAAUGGCAUGUACUGUAUGCACCCUGUGUUUUCUUUACCAAGUAAUUUUAGACUAGUGGGAAAGUACAGUACUUUGUUGUGCGUUAUAAUACUAUACAUCAUUUCACAAGCACAAGACCACAAAACCUCUGGUUAAACUUAACUGUGGUAAUGGCUAUUAUCUCUUGAAGCCUCGUGGAAACAUCUAUAUAUCUUUCUAUUAAACAGUCAGACCAGUGCCGUAACUAGACAUUUUAGCGCUGUGUGCAAGAAACGGCACUGGCGCCCCCCUCAUGCAAAAUAGGGGGAGUGCGCGCAAAAAAUAUAUGGCGUGGCUCCAUGGGGAAGGGGUUUGGCCACAAAAUAAUACUAAUUCAUAUUACGGUGCACAGUAGUCUCCAUUAUUCAAAUUACGCUGAACAGCAGCGUCACUACACCAGGUAGAGCCCCUUUUACACAUUACGGCAGACAGCGUCCUCUUUUUACACAUUAUGGCACACAGCGUCCGCUUUUUACACAUUACGGCAGACAGUUCCCCUUUCUACACAUUACGGCAGGCAGCGUCCCUCUUAUUACACAUUACGGCAGACAGCGUCCCCCUUUUUACACAUUACGGCAGCCAGUCCCCCUUUUUACACAUUACAGCAGACAGCGUCCCCCUUUUUACACAUUACGGCAGACAGCGUUCCCCUUUUUACACAUCUCAUUAUCUUAGCUCUAUAUGCUUCCAUCCAUUGCUGCACCUUUGUUGAUGAGGUUUAUUCUUUCUGACUUUCAUGAUAAUAUAACGUCAGAUAUUAGGUUACGGAAAGUGUAAAUCAGAAAAUCAUUUGGGAUGUACAAGUAUGUGAAAGUCUUUCUUUGAAUACUCUUGAUCCCUAGCUACAAGUAAAACUAUUUUACGAUAUCAUUUCUUGCAUGUUACUUUAGACUGUAGUUUUGCUACAGCAAAUCCCAAGGGCUCCCAGAGGUGCAUUCUUUAACAUUGCAACACUGCAUCUUUUUAUCUGUUUUUUUUUUUUUUUUUUGUUAUUUUUUAUUAAACAUAGAACAGUUGUAAGAUGCAAUUUCCAUGUUUGGAAUUUCCAAGUAAGAGUCAUUCCCCAACAGCUUUUUUUUUAAUGUUUGCUGUAUCCCUUUCAGAUCCUUAGAUCAUCCAGCUAUCUUCUAGGUUUGUCUAACUGACUGCAUUCAAUGAUUUUCCACUCAUGAUGUAUGUUUACAUGUAAGCAUGCUUAUGGAAGAGGCAUAAUGCUUCAAUAUCAUAUGUAGGUCUGAUUUGCAGUUAUCAUCAGCAAUAUAUAGAAAUACAGUGGCCUUUGCUAAAAUGGUAGCACAGUUCAUAUGCACAGGUGUCUAAUAGUCAUAGCCCAUGUGCUAAGAUACUAAUUUUACAUUUGCUUACAGAAUUGACUGCCUUUUCUCUUUGUUCUCUUGGCUGUCAUUAUAUUAUAGAUCAUUAUAUGGGACAUGAGGUUCCUACACUUAAGGCUUAAAGGAAAAUGAAUUAUACCAUAUAUUAAACCUUUUAAAAAAAAUUAUCAUCUUUUCUCUUAUACUAUGGCCAUAGUCCCUCGCCCUUGCAUACCAUUUCUCUAUGCUGCAGGAAUAACUGAUGGAUUUUGGCCUCAAUGUACAGAGAUAGCCGCAGCGGGAUAACAUGUUGACUGGUCUCCAGUUUCUACUAAUAUCCCUCUAAUUUAAUAACACUUGAACGUUCCAUAUCCAAUAUGGCUACUAGGGGUUUCAAAUGUAACAGCAUAGUGGGCAGGCUAUUAUAGUGGAAAACAGACUAUUAUAAUGGGAUGCAGGCUGUUAUAGUGGGAGCAGGCUAUUAUAGUGGGAAGCAGGCUGUUAUAGUGGGAUGCAGGCUGUUAUAGUUGGAAGCAGGCUGUUAUAGUUGGAAGCAGGCUGUUAUAGUGGGAAGCAGGCUGUUAUAGUGAGAUGCAUGCUGUUAUAGUGGGAAGCAGGCUGUUGUAGUGGAAUGCAGGCUGUUAUAGUGGGAUGCAAGCUAUUAUAGUGGGAAGCAGGCUGUUAUAGUGGGAUGCAGGCUGUUAUAGUUGGAAGCAGGCUGUUAUAGUUGGAAGCAGGCUGUUAUAGUGGGAAGCAGGCUGUUAUAGUGGGAUGCAUGCUGUUAUAGUGGGAAGCAGGCUGUUGUAGUGGAAUGCAGGCUAUUAUAGUGGGAUGCAAGCUGUUAUAGUGGGAAGCAGGCUGUUAUAGUGGGAGGCAGGCUGUUAUAGUGGGAAGCAGGCUGUUAUAGUGGGAGGCAGGCUGUUAUAGUGGGAAGCAGGCUGUUAUAGUGGGAGGCAGGCUGUUAUAGUGGAAUGCAGGCUGUUAUAGUGGGAAGCAGGCUGUUAUAGCGGGAUGCAGGCUGUUAUAGUAGGAUGCAGGCUGUUAUAGUGGGAAGCAGGCUGUUAUAGUGGGAGGCAGGCUGUUAUAGUGGGAGGCAGGCUGUUAUAGUGGGAAGCAGUCUGUUGCAUUGCACUUCAUUGCAGCAAGGCUCUGGACAUCUAUAUUUUUUUGCAAACCCAAUUUCUCCUGGACCACAAGAAGAGGGGUCUCACACAAGGACCUUCAUUCUGUUGAGCAGGACAGUUAAGUUAAUUUUAAAAUAUUUAUUAUAAAGUGAAAUUGUCCUUUAAUUAAGUUACUUUUUAACUUAAUUUAAAGAACAUGAAGGAGACAAAGUGCUUGCUCAUUUGCAAACCAUUGUUGGUCAUUUGAUUAAUUACCCACAUUUACAUUAGACAAUAUUCUUAUUGUUAGUAUUAUUUGUCUGCUGCUUUUUUGAAUUGAUGAGGAAUUUAUAUUUAAUGUCACUUCUCUCAAAUUGGAAUUCACCAAUAAACAACAAUGCUUUUACUGCUGACUAAUGAAUGAAAAUAAAACACAACAUGACAUUGGUCAAUCAGAAAAAUGAACUGACUGGUGCGGAAUCACACCCUCUUUUCAUUCAAUCAGAAAAAGUCAGUGCUCUACACAUGUAGAGCAUAUUUUACAUAGUUUAAUCCCUACCUUUCCAAUUCUUUUAAUUCUAAACCAAGGUUACAUAUGUACUAAAGACAAUACAUUGGGGGCAGAUUCAGUUAUCCAGCCAUUGACUCAUGCGGUGUGUUCCUGCUAGAAUAGCACAUAAAGUAGACAGAGCUAUUUAGUUACAGACCCAGAAGCAGCCCCUCGGCAUCCGUGAACGAGCUCUGUUCUCACUGUCUGGAGGUGUGAGCAGAAAUAAAAAUCAACUACUGCAUCAGGGCUGCUCAUUGGUUGAUCACCAGUCUGUGUUUCAAUAGCUCUGGGCAUUUUACCCACUGGAACAGACCCACGAGACCCAACCAGAGCUCUUUGAAUCUGCUCCAUUGCCUAGAUUUACAGAUGUAUAAUGAACUUAUGCAAAUAUAAAACCAGCAAUAAUGUUUAUAAUGCGCUUUUGCAAUUAUACUUGGGAUUUAUAAGUUUAAAUAUAGAAUUUAAGCUUUAUGAUAUUACUGAGAAGCUUGCUUACUUUUAUUUGACAAAUUUGUUAAUAUUGUGAUAUAGUCCAUAUCAACAUGUAUACAACCUCUUCUUAUACCUGUUAUACUUUUGUUAGUUUUGUUCAUAAACAAUUCUUUUGUCAUUUUAAUUAAAAAAAUAUAUUUUUUCUGUCCAGAUGGCUGGAUAUAUAUUGUACUUACUGUUUAGCAAAUGUGGAUAUUAAGGAGGGAUGGCUUGAAUGUGCAAGUUGAAUACAAUUUCUCCUUUGUUAAUUCAGGUUUUAUUUCAUAUUUGUCAUCUCUUGAAUGUGUCAUUGUGGGUCAAGAGUCGGGAAUAGGGUAAAUGUCGAGCUGGUUUUGACUGAUGCCCUUUGUACCUGAGAAUAUAAAAUACUUUCUAGUGAAACUGAAAGCUAUACACAACCAAUAUUGGAAUAUUGGUGAUGGAAAAGUUCUAUUUAUAACCUGACAACUGAACCAGUGUGUAAGUUGAUGUUUGUAAUGUUAUUUUGCAAGUAGGUUUAGCUACUUAUUAUUUUGUAUUAAAAGACUGGUACUGCACCUGAUAUUGUUGCCCCAGGGAAAAGCUUUGUUAAUAAAUCUCUUUUUGUUUCCA